GCCUUCUGGAAAAAAACAAGCCAGCUAGUUAGUUAGCUUUUUUAUAUGCAUAUAUAGAAACAGUCUAAUCAACAGUUAUAAGUACAUUUUUACGUCACAUCUGGAUAACCGACAUCUGAGGAACAUCGACGGCGGAUUAAAGGAGCUGUUAAAGUGGAAAUGGAGGAGGUUCACCAGAGUGGCAGUAACGGCACCGAGUCACAAUCUGUCACAAUCCCGACCACCAUCACAGCGUCUCAGUUAUCACAGAUCACUCAGAUGACUCUGGGAGGAUCUCCCGUGGCCGUGGUGCAGCUCCCUGGAGGUCAGUUUCAGGUGCAGGGGGUCAUCCAGUCGGCUCAGUCUUCAGUGAUACAGUCUCCACCAGCACAAGUACAGGGUCAGGGGUCAGACAGUGAAGAUUCUCAGGAUUCGACAGACAGUGGAGCUUCGAACCAGAAGACACGAGAGCUGCUGGCCAGACGCCCGUCUUACAGGAAGAUAUUAAAUGACCUGUCAGCAGAGGAAGUAGCGACGCGUAACGAAGGAGAGGAGGAGACCUCGGUGUCAUCCACCAUGACCACUGUGUCUCUGUCCACACCCAUCUACCAGACCAGCAGUGGACAGUACAUUGCGAUAGCGUCGAAUGGAUCUCUGCAGUUAGCGGGUGCAGGCUCCGAGGGCGUUCAGGGCCUGCAGACGCUCACCAUGACCAACUCAAACCCCAACCAGCCCACUAUACUACAGUACGCUCAGACCGCAGAUGGACAGCAGAUCCUCCUACCCAGCAAUCAGGUGGUGCUGCAAGGAGCAGGAGGUGAGAUGCAGGCAUAUCAGAUUCGCUCGUCGUCGUCAGCGAUGCCUCAAACCGUCGUCAUGACAUCACCAGUCAUCGGCUCUCAGGGAAAGAGUGACGAUCCUCAGAUGAAGAGAGAGAUUCGCCUCGCCAAAAACAGGGAGGCGGCUCGUGAGUGUCGCAGGAAGAAGAAGGAGUAUGUGAAGUGCCUGGAGAACCGUGUGGCCGUGCUGGAGAACCAAAACAAAACGCUGAUCGAAGAGCUCAAGACGUUAAAGGACCUGUACUGCGUCAAAACGGGCUAGCGGGUAGCGCUGUGCUAAAUGGACAGUACUUGCAGCUCUGCCUACACACACACACACACACACACACACACACACACACUGGGAAUGUAAGUUCCUUGUUUUUAUACUCCUUUUUAACUAACAGCUUAGGAAGUGCAGGUCUCUCUCUCUCACACACACACAGAGUUUAUGGAGAAUAAUGAUGAUAUUUUUCCUUUAGCUAUUUUUAAUAAGAGAUGAGCAGAUGUGUAUAUAUUUGUGUACGUGUCCCGGGUGCGUGUCCUCACGCCCACAUGGGGAAUAUCCUGUUCAUCAGCGAGCCGUGCGUUUAUUAGGGAAUUUGCGCGUUUUUUCCUCUCUUUUUUUUUUUUUCCCCAGAAGGGCUUAAAUAAACUGAAAGGUGAGAAUAGUUCAGAGCAGGUAGAAACGAGUGAACUCCGCCCCCACCUGCCCCGCCCCUUCUCUCAUAUCUCAUGUUUUCUUCAACAUUGUGACGUGCGACUGUGUGGGUUUUUUUUUUUUCUCCCCUUUUUGACCAAAUGUCACUUUUUUUAAACUCUAAUCAAGCCCAAUUCUUACACACUUUUAAUGAAGAAUCUUAAUUAUUAUUAUUACCGGUAUUAUUAUUUUUAUGUCUGAGGGAACAGCCCUUGAGCCAAAUCUGUGUCUACAAUCAUGAGUUUGCAGCAGACUAAACGGCUAGAUUUCCUGAAUAAAUAAAGCUUUGUGUCUGAAGCUGUUCGGGUUCAGUUCAGGGAGCACGCUUGCACUUCCACAUGCAGGUGACGUUUAUUAAUAAAAUACAGAAUAUACAAAAAAAAAAAAAAAAAACAGGUUUUUGUUUUGUUUUGUUAAGUGAACGUAAAUAAAUAUUUUUUUCCAUUCUCUUUA
Messenger RNA from Ictalurus punctatus (channel catfish), 1950 nucleotides. RefSeq names its product activating transcription factor 1 (gene atf1). The transcript has 8 exons. The record is from RefSeq and is a predicted model, not a curated record. NCBI's taxonomy places the organism in Eukaryota, Metazoa, Chordata, Actinopteri, Siluriformes, Ictaluridae. Gene Ontology annotation, biological process: regulation of transcription by RNA polymerase II. Gene Ontology annotation, molecular function: protein binding; DNA-binding transcription factor activity, RNA polymerase II-specific; RNA polymerase II cis-regulatory region sequence-specific DNA binding. Gene Ontology annotation, cellular component: ATF4-CREB1 transcription factor complex; nucleus. Bases 160 to 1080 code for a protein of 306 amino acids.